GUAUAUGUUCAUAUUCCCGGUGCCAAAAAGCUGAUGGUUGAACUGCCUUUCGUCAUUGGCACAAUUCCAUGGACUGCUUUUUCCAGCAGGAACUCCAGCCUUGUCAGCCAGUUGGCUAUGGAUAUGAGGUGGUUGGCUCAGACCCUGCCAGAUCAUCCAGAAGCACCACCCAAUUAUGCUGAUAUAGUAUCAGAGGAGGAAUACGCAAGACACGUCACUGUUUAUCCGACGUCAGCCGAUUGCGACGAACAGCUGCGUGGUCCUGUGCUCGCCUACCUACAGGAAUUCCGAUUUCAGCCACCUCCUGUUUAUUCAGAGAUUGACCCCUACCCUGCUGGAGUGCAAGACAAUCAGCCCGUUUCACUCGUGGAUUAA
Protobothrops mucrosquamatus (brown spotted pit viper) is the source of this 375-nucleotide messenger RNA. Its product is annotated as arrestin domain-containing protein 4-like. The transcript has 3 exons. The record is from RefSeq and is a predicted model, not a curated record. NCBI's taxonomy places the organism in Eukaryota, Metazoa, Chordata, Lepidosauria, Squamata, Viperidae. The annotation marks the transcript as partial.